Fraxinus pennsylvanica is the source of this 2004-nucleotide messenger RNA. NCBI's taxonomy places the organism in Eukaryota, Viridiplantae, Streptophyta, Magnoliopsida, Lamiales, Oleaceae. The record is from the annotation of a GenBank genome assembly.
AUGUCUCUGGUUCGAAGGAGGAAAGUCCCAGAAAAUGAACGAACCCAAGUUCCCGAUCCGAACCCAGAUGGGAAUGAGAAGGACAAGAAGAUAAUUGACAAUAAAAAUGAGAUUCAAAAAUCCCAGAAGCAGCAGAGCAAGUGGAAUUGUGUUGACAGUUGUUGUUGGUUUAUUGGGUGCACAUGCGUGGUGUGGUGGGUGCUAUUGUUUCUGUACAACAUGAUGCCUUCUUCGUUCCCGCAAUACAUGACGGAGGUUAUAACGGGGCCGAUGCCGGACCCACCAGGCGUGAAGUUGCAGAAGGAGGGAUUGAAGGCCAAGCAUCCCGUGGUUUUUGUGCCGGGGAUUGUUACCGCUGGGCUUGAGCUCUGGGAGGGACACCACUGUGCUGAUGGAUUGUUCCGCAAAAGGCUUUGGGGCGGGACAUUCGGGGAAGUUUACAAGAGGCCUUUAUGUUGGGUGGAGCAUAUGUCACUAGACAAUGAAACUGGUUUGGAUCCUCCUGGUAUAAGGGUCAGGCCUGUCACUGGUCUUGUUGCUGCAGAUUACUUUGCUCCUGGAUAUUUUGUCUGGGCAGUUCUAAUUGCUAAUCUUGCUCGGAUUGGAUACGAGGAAAAAACUAUGCAUAUGGCUUCAUAUGAUUGGAGACUCUCAUUCCAGAAUACGGAGGUGCGUGACAAGUCACUGAGCAGGAUAAAAAGUAAUAUAGAACUGAUGGUUGCUACAAAUGGUGGCAACAAGGCAGUUAUAAUUCCACAUUCAAUGGGUGUUUUGUACUUUUUGCAUUUCAUGAAGUGGGUGGAGGCCCCUGCUCCAAUGGGUGGAGGGGGAGGUCCAGAUUGGUGUGCUAAGCAUAUAAGGACUGUUGUGAACAUUGGGGGUCCAUUUUUAGGCGUUCCAAAAGCUGUCUCUGGGCUUUUCUCUGCCGAAGCAAGAGAUAUUGCUGUUGCCAGGGCUAUAGCUCCAGGAGUUCUGGAUACGGAUUUAUUUCACAUUCAAACUUUACAGCACAUAAUGAAGAUGACCAGGACAUGGGAUUCAACCAUGUCGAUGAUACCAAAAGGUGGAGACGCUAUUUGGGGUGGUCUUGAUUGGUCACCUGAGGAAGGCUAUGUUCCUAGCAAAAGGAGGCAAAGAAACAAUGUUACUAAUGAGGACGAAAAAAUUGAAUCUAAAGUAAAACGUGUCAAUUAUGGAAGAAUAAUAUCAUUUGGAAAAGAUGUGGCAGAGGCACAUUCUUCAGAGAUUGAGAGGAUCGACUUUCGGGAUGCUGUAAAGGGUAGCAAUGUUGCUAAUCACACAUGUCGUGAUGUAUGGACAGAGUAUCAUGACAUGGGUUUUGGUGGCAUCAAAGCUAUUGCAGAAUAUAAAACUUACACAGCCGGAGAUAUCUUAGAUCUGCUACAGUUUGUUGCCCCUAAAAUGAUGGAACGUGGUAGUGCUCAUUUUUCAUAUGGGAUAGCUGACAAUUUGGAAGACCCGAAGUAUCAGCACUAUAAAUACUGGUCUAAUCCAUUGGAAACAAUGUUACCAAAUGCUCCUGAUAUGGAAAUCUUCUCGAUGUACGGAGUUGGCAUCCCAACAGAAAGAGCUUAUGUUUACAGGUUGACUCCUGCAGCAGAGUGCUAUAUUCCAUUUCAGAUCGAUACAUCAGCAGAUGAUGAAGGCAGGUGUUUAAAAGAUGGUGUUUUUACUAUUGACGGGGAUGAGACAGUACCUGUUUUAAGCGCAGGCUUUAUGAAUGCGAAAGGGUGGCGUGGAAAAACAAGAUUCAAUCCUUCGGGAAUUCCAACAUACAUAAGGGAGUACGAUCAUGCUCCUCCAUCUAGUCUUCUUGAAGGCCGUGGCACUCAGAGCGGAGCCCAUGUUGAUAUAAUGGGAAAUUUUGCACUAAUUGAGGACAUUAUGCGAAUCGCUGCUGGGGCUAAGGGAGAAGAGUUGGGAGGCGAUCUUGUGUACUCGGACAUCUUCAAAUGGUCCGAGAAGAUUAAGUUACCUCUAUAA